Messenger RNA from Cucurbita pepo subsp. pepo (vegetable marrow), 1426 nucleotides. Its product is annotated as ethylene-responsive transcription factor CRF2-like. Gene Ontology annotation, molecular function: DNA-binding transcription factor activity; DNA binding. Gene Ontology annotation, biological process: regulation of DNA-templated transcription. NCBI's taxonomy places the organism in Eukaryota, Viridiplantae, Streptophyta, Magnoliopsida, Cucurbitales, Cucurbitaceae. The record is from RefSeq and is a predicted model, not a curated record.
GCAAAGUGUCUAAGAACAGCCCUUUUCUUUGGGGAUUUCCAAGAAGAAAAAGAAAAAACUUUGGCUCCCUUUUGAUUUUCCUGGGUUUUCCCAUUUUUUUGCUCUGUUUCUGACUUUUUUUCUUUUACCUUUUGGGUGUUUGUAGCUUCAAUCUCACGCUCGCACACUUCUACCCUCCUUUUCCUUUCCGAGUCCAACUUUCCUGAUAAAUUUCUCGUCCUUUAAUGCCUUUUUAAACAUGGUUUCAAAACCCCAUUAAUGGUGCGUUUCACUUCGUUUCAGGGCUUCCUUUAACGUCUUCUUUUACCUUUCUUUAUUCCUUCUACUGACCCCAUUUUCGUAUUCCAUCCCUCCUCCCUUCGCUUUCAAUCACUGAAUAUGGGUUUCGACUCUGUUUUUGGCCGACCCAUUAAAUAUACAGAGCAUCUGAACCUUGUUAAGCUCACUUCAGUGCCGGAAACCAGGCAGAGGGUUGUACGGAUUUCUGUUUCCGACGGUGAUGCCACUGAUUCCUCCAGCGAUGAUGAGCCUGAAAUGUUUGGUCGUCAAAGAGUCAAGAAGUUUGUUAAUGAAAUUACGAUUGAACCGUCUUGUUCUGGUGAAGGAAAUGGAAUCUGGGGUGGGAACAGAUCGGAGAGGAUUGGACUGAGACGGUCGCCGGGGAAAUGUGGGGUUUCGAGGAAUCGACGGUCUGUGAAGCCGCCCAUUGGGAAGAAGUUCCGCGGCGUGAGACAGAGGCCGUGGGGAAAAUGGGCGGCGGAAAUCAGAGACCCACUUCGCCGUGUACGCCUCUGGUUGGGAACUUACGACACGGCUGAGGAAGCUGCUAUGGUUUACGACAACGCCGCCAUUCAACUCCGGGGACCAGAUGCACUUACUAAUUUCACUACCCAACCGCCGAAAUCAUCCGCCGGCUACAACUCCGGCGAGGAAUCGAACAACAACAUUUCCUCUCCAACCUCUGUCCUCCGAUGUCCUUCUCCGGCCAUUGAAGAAAUCCAUCCGCAAAUCCCCGGCGAGCCCGACAACUCUUGUAUGUCGGAAAAUCUCUCGUCGGAAUUCUCGAGCUGCUCCGACACCUUCAUUCCCGACGACAUUUUCACCUUCGAAACUACGAUUCCAACUUUAUUCGACGAGUUAGGCGACGGUUCCUUCAACGACUUCUUCAGUGACGGCGGUUCCUUCAACGGCGUGUUUCACAGUCCGGUCGAAGAAAUCGGAUCCGGGCUCGUGUUAGAAUACCCGACUCCUCCUCCUGACGACUUCUUUCAAGACUUCAGCGAUGUGUUCGGGUCGGAUCCUCUCGUCGUCCUUUGAAGCUUUCCCGCCGCCGUCCAAUCUGUUUAUCGGCAAAGUUUUGCUCCGGCCGGGAUGAAACGGUGUCGUAUUUUGUUUUCUUUAUUAUUUUGUAAUCGUAUUCGUAUUU